AAGUGUUUUUUUUUCUUCUUCCCCCGACUGCGUUGAUAACAACGGUUUUCAUGUAUGGAAUAUUUAUGUUAAAUUCAGUUUGUAAGAUUCAAUGUGUAGCUAAAUUGUCCUGAUCCUAAUGUGCUGGUGGAGAAAGUGCACGUCCUCGGACUAGAACUCCAUCCAAGCAUGAAAUGUUGGUGCAGCGCCCUGGCACUUCUCCCGUGGGUGCUGGUGGCCUUAGAUGCCCAGCUAAUCUGCUGGCAGGCGCUCCUUCGGUGCCACGACGAGCCCGAGUGCGAUCUUGCAUACAACCAAUAUUUAGCAGCUUGUGAAGGUAACAUCAGAGGAACGAGGCGGCAAUGUCCGAGCCACUGUAUCAACGCGCUGAUAAGGCUCAAUCACACCCGCAGCGGUCCUGACUUGGAGACCUGCGACUGCGCACAGGACUUGGGUUGCCUCAGCGCCAAGCGAGCCAUAGAGCCGUGCCUCCCCAGGAGACACCCGAGCGAUGCCGGGGGGAUAGGCUGCAUGGAGGCCAGGCAGCGCUGCGAGGAAGACAGCAACUGCCACACCUCCCUCACGGCCUACUUGUCAUACUGCGGACAGCUGUUCAAUGGUAGGAAAUGCUCCUCCAAGUGUAAAGCCACCAUUCAGCAGAUGCUGUUCAUCCCAAAUGGCAUGCUGCUCAACCGCUGUGUUUGCGAUGGGGUAGAGAGGCCUUUCUGUGAAGUGGUCAAGGAGAACAUGAGCAAACUUUGCUCCAUAGGAGACCACAGUGUUAUUUCAGACCAGCCAGAUACUGAUGACAUCUAUGAGGAUGAGGACUAUGACCCUAGAAACGACAGAGAGGAGGUAUACACUGAACAUUCCUCUGCUGCCCACAAGCUUCCCAACUUCAUGGUGCUCCUGAUGCUUCCUCUGGGAUUGAUAUUGUACUGA
Scomber scombrus (Atlantic mackerel) is the source of this 921-nucleotide messenger RNA. RefSeq names its product growth arrest-specific protein 1. The record is from RefSeq and is a predicted model, not a curated record. NCBI's taxonomy places the organism in Eukaryota, Metazoa, Chordata, Actinopteri, Scombriformes, Scombridae. The coding region runs from base 169 to 921 and encodes 250 amino acids. Gene Ontology annotation, biological process: regulation of cell cycle. The transcript has a single exon.